ACGAAUGGAUGGAUGAUGUUCUAAAUUGGAGAGUUAUUGGAUGCUAUGCUAUGACUGAAUUGGGUCACAGUUCUUUUAUACGUGGCUUAGAAACUACUGCAACAUACGAUAGAGUUCAUGAUGAAUUUAUUAUCAACACUCCAACUUUAAUGAGCACAAAAUGGUGGAUAGGAAUGGCGGGCCAGACAGCUACACAUACUGUUGCAAUAUGUCAAACUAUAAUUGAUUCAAAAAGUUACGGCAUUGAUUGGUUUAUAGUCCCGUUGCGAGACCGCAAAACUGGCCAAUUACUUCCUGGAGUUACAGCUGGAGAUAUUGGAGCAAAAUAUGGUCGAAACGGUCUAGACAAUGGAUGGAUACAAUUUUCAAAUGUUCGUAUUCCAAGAAAGAACAUGUUAAUGAAAUGGUCGAAAGUAACCGAAGAUGGAAAAUAUAUACCACCAAAAAAUCCUGCAAUUGCUUAUACGACUUUAAUUGGCGAACGAUUAACAGUUCUAAAAGGCACACAAAAUGCUUUGGGAAGGGCGUUGACUAUUGCUUGUAGAUAUGGUUGUGUUAGACGUCAGGGUGCUGAUAAUAUACAAAUUAUGGAUUAUCAAACUCAUUACGUUAAACUUGUUCCCUGCGUUGCUACCAUUUAUGUUAUUAAUAUUGUGGAUAGAAGUAUCAAAGCUCAUUGGGAAGAAUCAAUAAAACUAAUACAAACAAAUCAAUCUGAAUUUUUAAAAAUUGUUACCGACUUACACGCAAUAUCUUCAGGCCUAAAAGGAACUAUAACAUGGUGGGGUAGUGAAAUGCUUGAAAGAUGUAGAAGAUCUCUAGGCGGUCACGCUUAUUCAUCUUAUAAUGCUAUAGGACCUGCUAUUGGAGAUUGGGGUAGAUACCUGAUGAGUUCAUACAAAGAAAUUAUCCAAGGGAAACAACUUUCUGGAUCUGUUGAAUAUUUUAACAACAUCCAACAAUUUUCAAAAAUUGUUAAGAGCGAUUUACUAAAUGAAAAGCAAUUAUAUGAUCUUAAAUACGAUUUAAAUAUGUAUACUUGGUUAAUUAUACAAAAGUUACAAUGUCUUUUCUCAAUAUUGGAACAAUCUCGGGAGGACUCAUCUGUAACAUGGAACAAUAAUCAAAUCUCUUUAAUACGCCUUUCAGAACUUCAUUCAUUUAGAUAUUGUCUUUCUGAAUAUAUUCAAGGCAUUUCUAAAUGCCAAAAUGCAAUUCCAGAAUUCCAAAAUUUAUGUCCAAUUCUUAUAAAAUUAGGACAAUUAUGGUCAAUUCAUUUAAUAUAUGAGUCAUUAAACGAAUUUUUAGAAGAGGGUUAUUUUGGAAAAGAACAAGCUAUUAUCGUAAGAAAUGCUUAUUUUGGAAUGUGUAAAGAGUUAAGAAAAGAAAUUAUACCUUUGGUCGAUGCAUGGGGAUAUCCAGAUUUUAUUUUGCAAGCACCUUUUGGAAGAUUUGAUGGUGAUGUUUAUAAAG
Molecule: messenger RNA, 1473 nt
Organism: Racocetra persica
Lineage: Eukaryota; Fungi; Glomeromycota; Glomeromycetes; Diversisporales; Gigasporaceae
Source: the annotation of a GenBank genome assembly